UCCUCGUUUGUCAACAUUUGCAUCUCUCUGUAUCACCAGCAUCCCUUUCCUUCCCUCAUUUACAGAUACGUAGAUCCCUUAUUUAAUGAUCCGUGAGAGCGAUCGAACCCUCACGGCGGCUCCAAAAGGUAAGAAAAUAUAUAAAGUGACAUUAUUUCAAAACCCGACUUUCGUGUCCCUCUACCAAGCUGCGCGCGGUGCCUCCCCUCUUGGCCUGUCCCUAUUGGCUGGCUGCUGAUCGAUGCCUAUCCAGUCACAGCGCUGCCUGAGGUCUGGGAGGGCGUGUAAAGCCUCCUGAUUGGUGGGGAGACCCUGCGCCUUCGCCUACUUUCCCGCAUCCGCCUCGUGAAUGGCUCGGGGCUUGAAAAAAACAGGCGUGUGUAAUAUUCGAGCGAGGGGACAGAUGGAGGCGGGGAAGGCAGGCGGCCGUACCCUCUUGCCCACCUCAUACUUAUCCAUCAGGCGCGUGGACAGACAGACGGACACACAGACAGACAGACAGACAUGGCCAGCGACCUCCUCCACCUCCACCACCACCGCCACCUGCACCACCACCACUACUACUACCACCACCACCACUCUCUCAAUUAGUUCUUCUGCUUAUCCACCAAUUAAGUUCGGGUCGAGGGAAAGUGCGUGAGCGAAAAACAGGAAAAGACUGACAAAUAUUGAGGUGCAUGUACUCGUGCCGAAAGAAAUAGUGAAGAUAGUUUGAAAUAGUGACAUUGUGAGUUUGUGGGUGGUGAAUAUCUCUUACGGGAAAAGAAGAGGAGAGAGGAGGCGAUAACAGAGAAGAGAGGAAGAAGAGGAUAACCCGUGCAAGAGGAACAGGAAGGAAGGAAUAAGAGACAGAGAGAGAAAGCGAACUGAGAAAGAGAGCAAGCUAUUCUCCUUUCUCUGUCUCUUUUUCUCUACUCUGACCUCAGGAUCGGGCAGACAUGAUGAGCAGCGCCUCCUUCCCGUACCCCGCCGUGCUGGGCGUGCAGCACCUUAUGGGCGGCGACGUGCGCCCCGGCCACCCGCACAGCCACGCCCGCCGGCCCGUGCACGACCCGCCGCCGCCAUACUAUCCCCGCGACGCCCACCACGCCCAGCCCCGGGACGCGCAGCCCCCGGGUCGCGACUCCAUGGCCCAGCUGCGACACGACCUGCUGGGACUAGGGCGCGGCGGCGGGUCCUCACGGGGCAUGGCUCAAGACACGGGCGGCAGCGGGCCUGCUGUUGCGGCUGCUGCUGCCGGGGCCGCGGGGCGCGAGAACCUCGCCUUUCCGAGAGAGGUGAGCAGCCUGCACGCCCUUGAGGUGUCGCGGGGGGGCAACAUCGAGAACCAGGACCCCGCGUCGCCGCUGGUGAAGGAGGAGCGCGAUGGCCGCGAGGAGCUGAGCGGCGGAUCCGGCACGGAGGAGGACAGCGGCGGUCCAGGCCGCCCGCCGCCCAGCCUCGGCUCCUCCACCAGGAAGGUCCGUCAGCAGAAGCACAUCAGGCUCUCUAUUAAUGCGCGAGAGCGGCGACGGAUGCACGACCUGAACGACGCGCUGGACGAGCUACGGGCCGUUAUCCCGUACGCCCACUCGCCUUCCGUCAGGAAGCUGAGCAAGAUCGCCACGCUGCUGCUCGCCAAGAACUUUAUCAUGAUGCAGAACAACGCCAUCGAAGAGCUGCGCCGCGCCGUCACCUACCUCAACCAGCCCGGCGCCCACCUGCCGCACCUGCCGCCCGCCCUCGCCUUCGACACGGGCACUGCCGCCGCCGCCGCCGCCGCAAUGCCUGCCGACCAGGGUGCCUCCGCCUUCCCCAGGCUGUCGGCGCCCCAGCAGCCAGCAGCGGCGGCGGCGGCAGCGGCAGCAGCAGCCAACUCGCAGCAGCCCGCCAAGCUGCAGGAGCCGCCCUUCCUCGACCACUCGCCCCCCUACAAAACGCAGUCGUAACGGGCGGGCGGCGGCGGCAGCGGCGGCGGCGGCGGCAGGAUGGUGCUGGUGACGGCGGCACAGGCGGCGACAGGCGUCCCUCCAGCCGUCACUCAGGUCGUGGAUCCGCCGCCCCUCUCGCAUGUUGACAGGCAGUGCUGAACACACACACACACACACACACACACACACACACAUUUAGCACAUAUAAACUAACACAUACAAACACGAUUAGUACACACAUACAAACACUUACAAAUACAAUUAACACACACACACACACACACACACAAACGCGCGCGUGCGAUACCCGUGUUUCAGGAUCUCUUGUGGGGCCUGACGAGGCUAACACAAGCGUCAUCGCGGGGCAGCGAGUCUGCCUCCCGGAACGAGUGUCUCAGAAAUAUAUAUUACUUUGAAAUGUGCAAUAAAUACUGUGUUGAGAAAAGUGCCACGAAACACGGCUGAACAAAACUGAUAUAUAUAUAUAUAUAUAUAUAUAUAUAUAUAUAUAUAUAUAUAUAUAUAUAUAUAUAUAUAUAUAUAUAUAUAUAUAUAUAUAUAUAUAUAUAUAUAUAUAUAUAUCACAGAUUUAACAUACUGCGCAGUGAUCCGGGUCACAAUGUUAAAAACGAAAAUCUAUUUGCUGGUGACAGCGGUAAGUAAAUCAAUAAAACAUUGAUAACGAUAACUUUAUGAGGGAAAUAUGACGCUUCUGAGUUUGAAUAUAGCCGGAUAUGCCGAACCACAGUGUGUAAAAAAACCAGUAACACUCAGGGCUAUCCUGGGUACUAAACACAAUGACUAUGGAAGAAACAGGCCGAGAAGUGACUCACGCCAAGGACUUAAACACUACGAAAGAGCGUCGGCCGAUACAACAAUGAGCGCAAACACAAAACACGGUGUCAGAACCACCCCAAGAGAAGGAAAGAAGUUAUUAAAAGACCAAAGCAGAUACCAAAAGAGAAGCGUGAAUAGAUUCUAACCCUGGACCUUAAAAUGCAACCGAAGACACGAAUGAACAAUGGAAAAUUACUCCCUUACGAAUAAACAUUAAUCUUAGAGUUGAAAUGGAUUUACUUGAUACAACCCAGCGAGUGUAGGAGCGUGUGUGUGUUUGUGCAUGCGACCGUGUGUGUGUGUGUGUGUGUGUGUGUGUGUGUGUGUGUGUGUGUGUGUGUGUGUGUGUGUGUGUGUGUGUUAAAUAAA
Messenger RNA from Eriocheir sinensis (Chinese mitten crab), 3116 nucleotides. Its product is annotated as class E basic helix-loop-helix protein 23-like. The transcript has 2 exons. The record is from RefSeq and is a predicted model, not a curated record. Gene Ontology annotation, molecular function: protein dimerization activity. Bases 939 to 1928 code for a protein of 329 amino acids. NCBI's taxonomy places the organism in Eukaryota, Metazoa, Arthropoda, Malacostraca, Decapoda, Varunidae.